CCAAAAUUAAAAAGAUUGCGAUAAUAAUUACAUAAUUCGAAGAAAAAUUAAUUUAUAAUGCUGGAAGUGAUAAAAAUCAAUGACUUGAAACAUAGAAAACCUAACAUUGUAAGACUUUGGAUGUCAAAUAUCCAGAAAAGUGCAAAACAAGUGAACAAUAAAUAAAAAACAUCAAGGAAGAUCAAACCUCAAAACAGUUAAAUCCACCAGCAAGUGCUUAAAAAAAUACUUCAGAGUGAAAUGAGCGCGAAAAUUGCUUUAGACAGACACAACUGUGGUGUUUUGAAAACAAAUUGAUGGAAAAUUGUGAAAAUACAAAUAAAAUAAAAAAAAAAACUUUCAACACCGUCAAAAAUUUUAGUGCUUCUCGAAAAUAAAAAACUACAAAUUUCAUAUUAAUGAUGUUAUGGUGCAAAGUGAAACGUAAAAAAUAUACGAGCUUUAAAAUAAAUCAUGAAUUUUAAUGUGAAAAUGUAUGGAAUGCGAACAAUUGUAUUUGUCAUAAUAAAUGCAGUAUUAGCAUCUGGUCAAGGACAUUCAGAUUCUAGAUGUUAUCUCGAGAGCGGUGGCUCAACUGAAAAUUUUAUUGUUAGUGAAGAUAUUGCGGUCGGUGCUAUUAUUGGGAAACUCAAAAUAAUAGGAAAUACUGGAGUCAAUGGCAAUAUAAGGUUAAAGCUUCAUGAACGUGACCGCGAUGCACCGGUACAGAUUGAGGCUGGUACAAAAGAUUUAAUUUUGACUGCAGCACUCGAUAAGGAAGGUGAACGUGGUCCAGCUUCAGUUUAUGUUAAUGUUGUUUGUGAUCGUCUUCAUUCGGAAGCAAUUCCAAGUUUUGUGAUUCCUGUAAAUAUAAGAAUAACUGAUGUUAAUGAUAAUGCACCACAAUGGAAGGGAGCACCAUAUUCUAUAAGUUUAUCAGAAACGACUGUAGUUGGAACAAGAAUUUUACAAGGUGCAAGAGCUGUUGAUGCUGAUCAGCCUGGUCCUUACAGUACUGUUGAAUAUAGUGUAUUACCUGGUCAAUACUCUGAUUUUGUAGAUUUUGUAAAUCCACUUGAAGGAACUUUACAACUUAAAAAAGCAUUAGAUUUUGAACUAUUGAAAAAUUUCACUGUCAAACUUCGCGCACAAGAUCAAGGAAGUCCACCAAAAUUCUCAGACACAUUCCUUCGUGUUUUUAUCAUCGAUGCUGAUGAUCAAAAUCCACGUUUUGAGUAUGAAUCAUACACAGCUGAGUUUCCAGAAGAUGGCAAAACGGGAAAAUUAAAAAUCUUUCCGAAAGCUAUUAGAGCAUGGGAUCAAGAUGAUGGCAUUCAAGCUGACAUUAUUUACUCGAUUUCAUCUUCAUCAUCACCCGAUGCCAAAUAUUUUUCAAUUAAUCCAAAAUCUGGUGAAAUCGAGCUAAUCACAGUCUAUGAAAGUCAAAAGUCUACGUUAGUUGUUCGAGCAACACAAAUUGAUAAUAAAGAUCGCUACACGCUAGCGACUGUGAAUAUAAUGCGUUCUGAUAAAUUCAGACACGACUUAAUACCUGAAACAAGCAAUACAAAUGACAAUCGGCAAUAUACUGCGAAAUUGCAAUUCAUUCAACCAAAACAUCAGAUUUCUGUUCGUGAGAAUUCGCCUAUUGGUUCUCGUAUUCUCUCACUUCCAACAAAUCGUCCUGGUGAUCGAAGUCAGUUAAGAUACUCAAUACUUGAGAGAGAUCAAACGGAUUAUUUUGAAAUUGGACAGUACGGUGAUGUGAUUUUACGAAAACAACUCGAUUUUGAGAAAAUCGUCAAGCAUAUCUUUCAUGUUAUGGUUAUUGACGAUCAGCUGAAUAAUGCAACAUGUGAAAUUACUAUUGAUGUUAUCAAUGUAAAUGAUUGGGAUCCAAGAUUCCGCCAACCAUAUUAUCGGUUCCGAUUACCAUUAAAUGACACAUAUAGUAUUCCUAUGGAGGUUGGACGAGUAGAAGCAGCGGACGGUGACGUUGGCGAUAAAAUCAGUUUCUUUUUACGUGGACAACAUUCAUCAUACUUUAAGAUUGAUUCAAAUGGAAAGAUAUACUUGAAAGAGCCAUUGCAUAAUUUAAAGAAAUCAGAAAUAAGUCUCAUCGCAACUGCCACAGAUUCAGGACAAAGAUCAACUUCCGUACCUAUAACUUUUGUUAUGGAUCCUGAGGCAUCGUCACAAGCAAAACUUCCUUCAUUUUUAAGUAUAUUUGGUGUAUUAUUCAUAGCAUUCAUCAUUAUUGUUAUGCUCAUAUCAUUCUAUGUAUAUAAGAGAAAAUCGAAUCAAAUUCACAGCAAUUUACCAUCAAUGCAAUCAUCAGCCGGUCUCGUUAGUCAAGAAAAGCGUUUAAUGAACAGUCACAUGCGCGAUCCAAAUCAAGAGCAACACAACUAUAUCAAUUCGGGUGGAAAUCUUUCGCCAGGUGCUUCAAGCAUAAUGGCGUCAACAUAUGAUACACAAAAUCAUCAUAUUCAUCAUCAUGCAGACAAUAAGAGCACUUUAGGAGCACUUUCACGUGCAAAUUAUAGAGGGCGAUUGUAUAAUACUCAACAGACUAAUAACGAUGAUAUUGAGAAAGAUUCAAUAACAAAUUCAACAGACACAACAAAAGAUUUGAAUAUUUUAAAUCGAAUUGAUAAUCAGAGAAAUAAGAAACUAAGUUGGCAGCAUGAUGACUUUCAGAAAAAUGAUGUUAGUGGCUCAUUGGACUUGAAUGGAUCUACAGAAAACAAUUUAAUUGUAUAUUUUUAAAUAAUAAACCGUCACAAUUGUAGCCAUUCGAAUAAAUUUUAACUUUUUAAACUUAC
Molecule: messenger RNA, 2804 nt
Organism: Chironomus riparius
Lineage: Eukaryota; Metazoa; Arthropoda; Insecta; Diptera; Chironomidae
Source: the annotation of a GenBank genome assembly